Molecule: messenger RNA, 672 nt
Organism: Ictalurus furcatus (blue catfish)
Lineage: Eukaryota; Metazoa; Chordata; Actinopteri; Siluriformes; Ictaluridae
Product: reelin domain-containing protein 1-like
Exons: 3
Coding region: 167-625 (152 amino acids)
Molecular function (GO): oxidoreductase activity, acting on metal ions
Source: RefSeq, a predicted model, not a curated record
UGUGUGUGUGUGUGUGUGUGUGUGUGUGCGUGCACAAGAGAGUGAAGGGAUUAGUGGAAUAUAGAUGAGGAUGUGGUUCCUGUCCAGCAGCUGUCACACAUCCUGGUCCUGAAAAACAGAACGACUAAGUGAAAAAUCAGAGAAACAGAGAUCCAGUGAAACCGUGAUGCUCGCUCUGAGGAUGCAGAUGAAGCUGAUGAAGGCAGUAUUGUUGAUGUGUGUGUGUCUGAGUGUGUUGCCUGCACAGUGUGUGUGUUUUUCACGCGGAGCUUCAACAGUUACCUGCAUGGACAUGAAGCCUGGACACAUCAGCACUCAACCUCAGCACACACACACAACAUCGGCAGUGACUGUACACACCAGCCGCACAGUCUAUCUACCACAGCACACACUCAUGGUGAGUGUGCGCAGCUCUCGAGCAUUUAUGGGUCUUCUGCUGCAUGCACGCUCUGUAGCGGAGGACCGUGUGGUUGGAGGCGAGUUCACACUCCACCCUCCGGGAACACACACACUCUCCUGCCUGUCCACUGCAGACACGGUCACACACUCCGACAAGCUGUUGAAGAGGAACCUGUCGUUCACCUGGAGGGCUCCGGCUCGGCCCAGUGGGGACCUGAGAUUCUAGUGAGACACACAUACGCACACACACACGCGCGCACACACAUGCACUAU